Molecule: messenger RNA, 1470 nt
Organism: Fusarium venenatum
Lineage: Eukaryota; Fungi; Ascomycota; Sordariomycetes; Hypocreales; Nectriaceae
Source: RefSeq, a predicted model, not a curated record
AUGACAUCUCAGGCAGUCAACGAGUCGCUUGAAAUGACUGGCCGACCAGUAUCAACCACUGCUGCGCCAGAGGAAGCAGACAGUUCCGAAUCCUCGGAUACUGCUUCUACAGGCACACCGAAGCAUGAGACUGCUCAAGUGGACACUCGAUCAGUCAGAGAUGAGCCCUUGCCAUCGAAUGGCGAAACCAAGAACACGAUACGGCCGCAAGUACCAACGCAUACCGAAUACCCCUUCAAGAAGCAUGUCCUGUACUCCAUAAUUACAGUCAUUGCCAUCGGUAUUGCCUCCCUGGUAUCCGUUUGCUGGUUGAUCGCCUACAUCCACACAAGUUCCAAGAAUGAACAUCCAUACAUCACAGUCGAGAUAGUCGGAGGAAGAUUCUCUUCAACAGCAGCCAAAUUUAUUGAUGCCGCCUUCUCCAUGUUGGUAGCACCAGCCAUAGUCGCAGUCGCCAACUGGCACAUGUUCAAACUCGCUCGACUUUCUGCUGUUAACGAGCAUCGCGGAAGAAGCUCUGCAGUCAGCAUGAAGGUUCUUGUCGAGGUUGCCAAUACCGAUUGGGAGGUGAUCAAGUACCAGGCAACCCUCGGCAGGGAAGAGUCUAUCCUCUCUAAAAAGUCCCUGGACGACGCCAAUACCAGAUAUCCGGAUAUUAGAUAUCCGUUGAUUGCUUUCAAUCAAACUGCCAUCUGGAUUGGUAGUAUUAAUGUCAAUCAAAGUUCAGGCAUUAGUCCCAUUGAUGGAAGCUAUCGCCUGGUGUUAUCUGGUAUGAACUGUCAUCUGGAAAAGUCGAAUGGGCAUGCAGACAUCAAGGUGAAUGAGAGCCAAUGGACGACCAUCAAAGACACACUUUUCAACGAACAUCAUGAUCUCCGACCGAGUGAACCCGCGUCAAGUCUAACGUCUACACUGGAGAUCGUUGAUGAUAGUCAUGUUAGGAGAGCUCCAGGACUAGGCGGGCACUUGCUGCGUGCAGCACUCAACACAACGAGCGAGGGAGACCAACCAUCCUGGAAGCUUCAGAGUCUCUUCGAGGCUUUUCUAUGGUAUGAAAUAGCAAGCCGACACGCGCUUCUAGACAGCAUUUCAUUCAAAAAGACAGGGUGGUAUAAAAUUCAGUGUGACGCCGACAAAUAUGCCAUGACCUUGAUCCCAUGGAUCCUUCUUAUUGUUCUCAUAGCACUGGGAGUCGCAUGUGCAAUAACAGUCGGGCUCUUGAUCGACUCUCGAAAAUUACACUCUUUACGGAUUGGUCGGAUGCUAGACUCGGUCCGGUUGAUAGCUGACGUCAGAGUGGCAUUAGACAAGCAGGCUCUUGAGGAGUGUUCGACCUGGUACGGCUCUAGACUCAACAAGUGUGCUGACGGGGCGAGCUUCCAGUAUGAAACAGACUCGUGGUUGGACAGUAACACCGGUCUUUACUCUAUAGGUAUCCGUCUUCGACAGAUCUCGCGGCCACAUGAGUGA